This is a messenger RNA of Centruroides sculpturatus (bark scorpion), 827 nucleotides long. RefSeq lists its product as uncharacterized. Bases 6 to 827 code for a protein of 273 amino acids. The transcript is spliced from 4 exons. The record is from RefSeq and is a predicted model, not a curated record. Gene Ontology annotation, cellular component: U5 snRNP. NCBI's taxonomy places the organism in Eukaryota, Metazoa, Arthropoda, Arachnida, Scorpiones, Buthidae.
AUAUAAUGUUACGUGCUAUUGUUAUUUUUAUAAAUAAAAAAAUGUCGAAGAGGGAAGAGCAAUUAGAAGACAGCGACGACGAAUACAUCGAUAAAGAUUAUCUGAAUUGUAAAAGAUUUAAAAAUUCAUUGGAUAGUGAUGAAGAAGAUGAUGAAGAGAAAUGCAAGAAGGAAAAUGUCCUUGAUCCUGAUGAAUUGGAAGAUACGUGGACUGUCAUGGCGGCACUUCUUGUUUCAGCUUCGAAACCGGACCGGUUUGGAGACGACAUGUCACGUGACGACAUUAAAGUAAAAAAUAUUGAAGAAGAAGAAACAUCAGAUCAAGAAGAGGAGCCACUCGAUAAAAUAGAAAUAUAUUCAGAAAUGUUAAAAUUGAUGAAACCGGGAGAAACAGUAAGGAAAGCCAUUUGCAGAUUGGGUGGUGGUAAAUCGUCAUAUACGACGGCAUCGAAUAAGGCAUCGAAUAAAUGGAGAAGAAAAAAACACGAAGACAAAUCGGAUGAUGAUGAUAAAGAAAGCCAAAACAAAGAAGAACUUUUGCAACUUACGAGUCUUGCAAAUAAAAUCCUUUUAACCGGAGAAAUGGACAUAUAUGAACAGUUAUACGAAAGAUUAAAUUUUCUUAUUAAAGAAAGUAAAAAUGAAAUGAGGACUGAAACGUCGUACGAAACAAAUAACAGUGAAACGCUUGAUAUGUUUUCUGAGAGUGUCGACGAUAAAAUGUUCUCAGUUGCCGAUAAUGUGAAACAAGAUAAACCGUCAAAUGAAAAUGAUGCCAACAAUACUCUGUUGAGUAAAGGUAAGAAGUUUUAUAUUAUGAAUUUUUGA